Phytophthora sojae is the source of this 4002-nucleotide messenger RNA. RefSeq lists its product as hypothetical. The coding region runs from base 1 to 4002 and encodes 1333 amino acids. The record is from RefSeq and is a predicted model, not a curated record. The transcript is spliced from 14 exons. Gene Ontology annotation, molecular function: protein binding. Lineage: Eukaryota; Oomycota; Peronosporomycetes; Peronosporales; Peronosporaceae.
AUGGUCGAGCAGCAGACGCAAAAGCCCGCGCCUGUCGCCAAGAGCAAUGGCGCGCCCGCGGCCGUCGCGAUCAAGCAGGAGCCCAUGGCGGUGAAGUCGGAAAAGGCUGCUGUUAACAACAAGAAGACCAAGUCCGUGCCUGAUCUUCCGCGCGAGGUGCUGCAGUACGCACCGCUGCUGGUCGGCAAGUACUACAUUCAGGACAAGCGUGCCGUUUGGUCCGGCAUGUGGGGCAUGAGCGAGGCGGCGUUCGGCCCCAACGGUAUCAUCAGUCCGUUCGAGAUGAAGUCGCAAGACGACGUCUCCAUCCCCAUGUGCUCUGGUGCGGCGGACAGCGUGCACCCGGCGAUCUCCGGAUCAGCGCUUGCACGGUCUUCCAGGACGACGAAUGCUGCUGCCAGCGAAGUGUCGCCGGUGUACUUCGGCUACGAAACGGAUGCGAGUGUGCGGUCGGCGAUGCCUUUUCAGGGAAAGUACAGCGGUUCCUUCCAGAUCCAGGCUACGAAGGGCAAGCACCAGACUGUGGCGGAGAACGACGUCGAGAUCCGCUUUGUGCACGACGCCAUCAACCCGUCGCAGUUUAUCGUUUCAGGCGCUGGCGAAAACCGAUUCGGCCUAUUUACGCUUCACGGAUUUUUGGACAAGGAGACAAACGAGCUGCGUUUGUACAAGGUCUACAAGCCGAAGGACCCCGUAAAGCGCGCGCUUCCGCGUCGUGCGAGAUCGGCUCGUGCGGCUACUCCGGCGGUCAAGCGGGAAGUGAAGGCCCUUUCGAUCUCCGCCCCAGGCGUUGCUGCGAUUACUGCUUCGGUGGAUGUUGCCAAGAUCGCGACCCCUCUCGCCGGCCCUACUAUUGUGGCUCCGCGAAAGGUCGGCACUCCGAUGUCGGAUUAUUCUUCGCCGUCGUUGGUAUUGGGACGCUCCGAGCGGAAGCGGUCGAUUCCCGCGCACCUUCGCGAAGACAAUAUUCUCGAUCUGGAUCAUGCCCCGAUGAGCAUGAAGAAGUGCCUGAGUAUCUUGAAGGGCCUCAUGUCGAACCCGAAAUCCGCACCCUUCUUGGUUCCAGUGGACCCCGUAGCGCUGGGCAUUCCAGAUUAUUUCCAUGUUAUCAAGGAGCCGAUGGAUCUCGGAACUAUUCGGAGCAACUUGGAGACCGGCUUCUAUGACACUCCGUCAGCGUUUGCAGAGCAUGUGCGCCUCGUGUUUCGGAAUGCAAUGCUCUACAACGCCGCUCACAGCCAAGUACACAUCUACGCCCGCAAGCUCAUGGACGACUUUGAAAGGCGAUUCAAGAGUCUGAAUGUGAAGCUGUCCACCAAGUGCAAGCUGUCGGAUCCCAAGUCGAAGAAGGAUCAGAAGGCAGGCGGAACUCACUCUUCGAAGAAAAUCCGAGGAGGCAAGGGCACAAAGGGCAACACCAAGCGACAAUCUUCAGGUGACGAUACGGGAUUAAUCAUGUCGUUGAAGGAAGACAUCGAGCGUCUAAAGGCGACCCUGGAGCAACUUCAACCAAGCAUGGCGAAGGCUGUUGCUUCCAAGCCGACGAAAGCCGCUGCCCGACCGUUCAAGAUGGAGGAUUUGACCGAGGAGGAGCUGAACGAGCCUAUGAGUCAGAUGGACAAGGCUCGGUUGAGUUCCGACAUCAAAUUGCUCCCGCAGGACAAAAUCAAUCGUGUCCUACAGAUCAUUGCGGAAGCUGUUCCGGUUGCAAAGCUGGCCAACGAGAACGACGAAGUAGAGUUAGACAUCAACGCGUUCGACACCCGGUGCUUGCGAAUGCUGGAAGGAUAUGUUAGGGAAAACGGGAUUGGCCGCAAGCGCAAGCGUCCUGCUAAAAAGUCCAAGAUGGCGCCAGCUGACAAGCGACUUAAGUCUGCGAAGGUGGCGGCGUUGAAUAUCCGAAACCGCCAGGAGGAACUUAAGAACGAGCUGGCAGCAAUUGAUCGCGAUGCUACCAGUGGAGCACGCCCAGCGCCCGGAGAUGGUGCUGAUCGACGCUUGGAUCAGGAUGUUGCCAUGACAGACGUGGAUGCCGACACUGAAGCUGCGAAGAAGGGUGGCGAAAGCUCAUCGGAGAGUUCGUCUAGCUCUUCCGAGUCGUCAGACUCGGAUAGUGAUAGCGAUAGUGAUUCCGAUUCGGACGACGGCGGCGCUCCUCUGGAAAGGUCCCCACCGCUCUCAAGUGCCCCGAGUUUGUCACAAAUUGACCCUUCCGCCUCAGUCCAUGCCGAUGCAGCGAAGAAGAUCCGCGACGAGCAGCUAUCGAGCUCCGAGCCUCUGCGUGUGGAGAAUCGUGGUGCCUGGAGCAUGCUUGCCAAGAAGGAAACUCCUAACGGAACACCGCUGCCUCAAGCUAAUGGAAGUCAGUCGAGCUCGCUGUGGCUCUCUGCACGCUCGAUGGAACAGAUCAAGCAACAGAAGAUCCAGCAGAAGGAAAAGGAGCGUACCGAUGAACUGGAAGCGUUGAAGCGGCGGGAGACCGAGCUACGCGAAAAGGAGAAGGAGCGCGAGCAGGCCGAGCGACGGAAGCAGGAGCAAGAGCAGGCGGCGAAGCUCGCGGAGGAGAAGCGUAUUCGGGAGGAGCGUGCCCGCGAUGCUGAACGCUUGCGUCUUGCCCAGCUCGCUAUGGAGCGUGAGAAGCUGGCUCGCGACGAUGAUGUCGAGCUUCACGACGCCACCCUGAGCGAGGAUCUGGAUGCAUUCAGCUCGUCCUCAUUUUUCAGUCAGACGCAAGUGAACGAUCUGCACAAGAAGUUCGAGGAGCUCAAUGAGGAGGUCUCGGCAGCGCUGCACGUCCAGCAGGAUGCCGUUGCAACCGCGUCAGCCUUUGGAGGACGCAGCAAUCUUGCCGCUGCAAGGAAAGAUGCGAUACGACUCGCCAAGAAGACUGGGGGCUGGCGCGGCGACGUGACGGCUCUGGCGAAGCACAUCGACUUGCAACUGCAGCACAGCCGCGCCCUGCGCUCGCACUAUGCGCAGUCAUUGAUCAGUACUUCGGCUCAGAAGCAGCAGGAAGAAGCUGAAGGCUCCCGGCUGCGUUGUCUCCGAUCGGACCUACGGCUGCUGCAGGACUUCCGGAAACAACUCAAGGCCUUCAUCGACAAGAACGCGAAGAAGGAGAAGAUGGGAAGUAAGCAAGAACAGUUUGCACUAGCGCUGGAGCUCUUCGAGAUGCGCCGCGAAGUCAUGAGCCGGAUCUCGGAGGACCUGCUCAAGGAGAAAAAGCAGAUAGAUGUUGAAGUUGGCCUCGAAGACGACCUUGCACACUUGCAAGCCAAGUUUGAAGAGGAGAAGAGAGCCCACCUAAACGGAAAGAAGUGGUUUAUGCCGAAGAUUCAGAAGUUGGAAGAUGUGACCCUGUCAACUGCCAAGGCUUUUGAGGAAGUGAAACUCAGCGUCGAGCUGAUGACCAACAUGUACAAGCAUCUUAGCAGCACACUAGCAGCUCAGCAAGAAGGUGAAGAUGAACUGAAGCGAGAGCGUGACCAAGUCUCACUGUUGCUUUCAAGCGAAAUCAAAAAGAUCGCUGCUCUCACCAAGGAGAACGAGCGGAAGGAUCGUCUUGUCACACUUGCGAUGGCUGCGCGGUAUGAAAUGGUGCAGCAUGCAAACCGACAAGAGCAGCUAGCGAAGGAAGCAUGUGAACAGCGUAACCAGCUGGAAUCUCGUGCGCAUCAAGCUGAAGCCGAGGCAAGUACACUGAAGCAGCAGCUUCAAGACGCUUUUGAACGCUUUGAAGCUACAAACACUACCCUCAGCAAUGCGAAGAUAUCGAUUGUGCAGCUGCAAAACGAAGUACGCUCCAGUGCAGAAGCCGCUGCGGCGAAAGAAGCAGAGCUACUUGCCGCGUUCGAGAAACAGCAAACCGCAUUGCAGCAAAAGCUGGACAAGACCAAGCGCGAGCUCAUGGAGUCCAUGUCUGAAAUGCUCAACCUGGAUAGCAGACUUCGCCGAGCGCAGGAAAAACUAGCUAAGCAGGCGGCUGAUGCCUCAAGUGGGUAA